Messenger RNA from Colletotrichum navitas, 854 nucleotides. RefSeq lists its product as uncharacterized. The transcript has a single exon. Lineage: Eukaryota; Fungi; Ascomycota; Sordariomycetes; Glomerellales; Glomerellaceae. The coding region runs from base 172 to 849 and encodes 225 amino acids. The record is from RefSeq and is a predicted model, not a curated record.
CGGACACUACAUCAUUCUGGUCAAGCGGCUGGAUUAAGCUCGUGGAUACCAGACGACUGGGACGAGAUGUGGGGCAAUGACAACGGGUCCGAUUCCAUCUUUACGCUUAUCAGAACACCAACAGGGGCCGGUGAACCAGUUUGAGGGCGGCAGCGCCUUUUCCAUCCGUGGAUGUCGUAUCUCGACAUGGAAUUGGUCUCGGACGCCGGCAGGCCCUCGACAGUGCGUUUCUCUGCCCGGCCGUAUCUCCCUCCUCGUCUUCGUUGGAGAAACGGCAACAACCAUGUUGACAGAAUGGAUACCGUUGAGGCCGCGCCGCGCUUUCCCUCAUUCCGGACCCGUGUGUGCACAAUCGCUCAAGCCAUGGAUCCGAGGACGUGCUCAGUAGGCGAUGCUGAACGUCGUCCGUCAGGGGUCACGCACGCAGGAAAUGUUAAAACAAGGGCCCAUGCCACAGAUGCCGACGAAUCUGGUGGAACCGACUCCUCGGCUUUUGCUGGGGUUUGCGUCGGGGCUGUGGUGGUUGCGAGCCAAACCUCGAUUGAGUUGACUACCUACAAGACUGGCGACGGGAUGGUGGGGGGGGGGGGGGGGCUAACCCACCGUCCCGAUACCCUUAUGGUAAUCAUGGGAAACUCGAGUCCAAAGAUUCGUGCCUGUUACGGAAGCUGGUUAGCUCAAAGGCCGGAUCGUCAGACAGCUUCGGCCAUGGACCCUCCAACCACACAUCGCAGAGCCGCAUUUCACCUCUUGCCUUGUUUGGGCCUGCCCGACCUGGCGGAAGUGAAGCUUCAUCCCCUUUCGGCCAACCUUCACUGCCGACGCAGCAGCAUAGAGCGUGAAGCGUAGACUUU